CUCAGGCCCAAAGAUGUACUCGGGAACGGGACCCGUGCUUGCACCUCCUCCCCCACCCCCACCACCAAUACAAGGAUAUGCCUUUAAACCUCCACCUCGACCUGACUUCGGUACCUCUGGGAGAACAAUCAAGCUGCAGGCUAAUUUCUUUGAAAUGGACAUUCCUAAAAUUGACAUCUACCAUUAUGAAUUAGAUAUCAAACCAGAGAAAUGCCCUAGAAGAGUUAACAGAGAAAUAGUGGAGCAUAUGGUCCAGCACUUUAAAACACAGAUCUUUGGGGAUCGUAAGCCAGUAUUUGAUGGAAGAAAAAACCUGUAUACAGCUAUGCCACUUCCAAUUGGAAGGGAUAAAGUGGAAUUGGAGGUCACUUUGCCAGGAGAAGGAAAAGACCGAAUAUUUAAAGUAGCCAUAAAGUGGAUGUCCUGUGUGAGUUUGCAGGCAUUGCAUGAUGCUCUUUCUGGCCGGCUGCCAAGUGUCCCUUUUGAAACUAUCCAGGCCUUGGAUGUAGUGAUGAGGCAUUUGCCAUCUAUGAGGUAUACACCUGUAGGGCGAUCAUUUUUCACUGCAUCGGAAGGAUGUUCAAACCCUCUUGGAGGUGGCAGAGAAGUUUGGUUUGGAUUCCAUCAGUCAGUCCGACCUUCUCUCUGGAAAAUGAUGCUUAACAUUGAUGUCUCAGCAACAGCAUUUUACAAGGCCCAGCCAGUAAUCGAGUUUGUUUGUGAAGUUUUGGAUUUCAAAAGCAUUGAAGAGCAACAGAAACCUCUGACAGAUUCCCAAAGGGUAAAGUUUACCAAAGAAAUUAAAGGUCUAAAGGUAGAGAUAACGCACUGUGGGCAGAUGAAGAGAAAGUAUCGUGUGUGCAACGUCACCAGACGACCGGCAAGUCAUCAAACCUUCCCACUUCAGCAAGAGAGUGGACAGACUGUUGAAUGCACUGUAGCUCAGUAUUUUAAGGACAGGCACAAAUUGGUUCUCCGUUAUCCUCAUCUUCCAUGUUUACAAGUUGGGCAGGAGCAGAAGCACACCUAUCUUCCUCUUGAAGUGUGCAACAUAGUGGCAGGACAAAGAUGCAUAAAGAAACUUACUGACAAUCAAACCUCGACUAUGAUCCGGGCGACUGCAAGAUCAGCCCCCGAUCGCCAGGAAGAGAUCAGCAAACUGAUGCGAAGUGCAAGUUUUAAUACCGAUCCCUACGUCCGUGAGUUUGGAAUCAUGGUCCGAGAUGAAAUGACGGAUGUGACUGGACGGGUGCUACAGCCCCCCUCAAUUCUCUAUGGAGGCAGGAAUAAAGCAAUUGCUACUCCUGUUCAGGGGGUUUGGGAUAUGAGGAAUAAACAGUUCCACACUGGCAUCGAAAUCAAGGUCUGGGCAAUUGCUUGUUUUGCUCCCCAAAGACAGUGCACUGAAGUUCAUCUGAAGUCCUUCACAGAACAGCUGCGAAAGAUAUCUAGAGAUGCUGGCAUGCCGAUCCAAGGCCAGCCAUGCUUCUGUAAAUAUGCCCAGGGGGCAGAUAGCGUGGAGCCGAUGUUCAGGCACCUGAAGAACACCUAUGCGGGGCUGCAGCUUGUGGUCGUCAUCCUGCCUGGAAAAACACCUGUUUAUGCUGAAGUAAAACGGGUUGGUGACACAGUCCUGGGAAUGGCAACCCAAUGUGUUCAAAUGAAAAAUGUGCAAAGGACCACUCCACAGACUUUGUCUAAUCUCUGCUUAAAGAUCAACGUCAAACUUGGAGGAGUAAAUAACAUUUUGUUGCCACAAGGAAGGCCUCCAGUCUUCCAACAGCCCGUCAUCUUUUUGGGCGCAGACGUGACUCAUCCGCCAGCAGGAGAUGGAAAAAAGCCUUCUAUUGCUGCAGUGGUCGGUAGCAUGGAUGCUCACCCCAACCGAUACUGUGCCACCGUCCGGGUACAGCAGCACCGGCAGGAGAUCAUCCAAGAUUUGGCUGCUAUGGUCCGGGAGCUGCUUAUUCAGUUCUACAAGUCGACCCGAUUCAAGCCAACUCGCAUCAUCUUCUACAGAGAUGGUGUUUCCGAAGGACAGUUUCAGCAGGUUCUCCAUCAUGAGCUGUUGGCUAUCAGAGAGGCAUGUAUUAAGUUAGAAAAAGACUACCAGCCAGGGAUUACCUUUAUAGUGGUGCAGAAGAGACAUCACACCAGACUGUUUUGUACAGACAAGAAUGAACGGGUUGGGAAGAGUGGAAACAUUCCAGCAGGUACAACCGUGGACACAAAAAUCACCCACCCAUCUGAAUUUGACUUUUACCUGUGUAGUCAUGCUGGUAUUCAGGGAACAAGCAGGCCUUCUCACUAUCACGUCCUUUGGGAUGACAAUCGUUUCUCUUCAGAUGAAUUGCAGAUUCUGACUUACCAGCUGUGCCACACCUAUGUUCGCUGCACCCGCUCUGUCUCCAUCCCCGCCCCAGCGUACUAUGCGCACCUCGUCGCCUUUCGGGCCCGAUACCAUCUGGUGGAUAAGGAACACGAUAGUGCUGAAGGCAGCCACACAUCUGGUCAGAGCAAUGGCAGAGACCACCAAGCACUUGCGAAGGCCGUUCAAGUUCACCAGGACACCCUGCGGACCAUGUACUUUGCUUGACAUGUUUUAAUGUUUAGCGAUUCGGAACAGUUGGAUGCUCGGGAGACCAGCUGCUCUCAGUCCCAUGCGCUGCCCGCCCAGGGUACCGGCCAGCAAGGAGCGGGCUGUGACUCCGUUUCCCUGGGUUCUUCUUGCCCUUCGACCUGAAGCUCAGACUUGGAUUUUGAACUGCAGACCUGUACAAAAUGCCACAGUUUUUGGAUAUGUGGUUUGCCAAAGUCUAUAAGCUGUUUGUCAGAAUACAGACCCCUGGUUCCUAAAAUUUAAACCAAGAGCUGCAAUCUCAGGGCUUUACAAAAACUCUCCUUACCUUUGCCAUUUGUUUUCAAUAAUCUGGAAACACCUGCUUCACCUCAAAAUUGACAGGCUAAAAAGCAGUGACUUGUGUUAAAACGCAAAUGCAGAACUAAACACUUCUGGUUUUAGAGCCUUGGCCAUUCCGGGCGCAUUCAGAAAGUGUUGUUUUCUUCUGGUCCUAAACUUGUCUUUCAAAGAACUUUCUAUGGGCGUUAAGGCGCAGAUUUAUUUUCUGAGGUUUUUUCGUAAAUGUCUCUUAUUCUGCUGCAAAUAAUGUUUUUCUUAGAUUGAACUAUGAAUCUAUUACCGAAAAUAGGAAUGUGUGUCUCAAACUUUAAUAGGUCCAGUGAGUUUGGCACGGAAGUGCCAUUUUAAUAAAAUUUUAUAAAAAAAAAAAAAGGAAAACAAACUGACAGCUAAUCAUACAAUUUGUCCUGUAGGACUGUGACACUUCCUUUCCAAAGUUUUUAAAUAAUACGGGUCUGUGGUGAUAAAUACAGUACAAUCCUUUUUCACUGUUGUGUUUUAAUGUAAAAAAUGAUAUAUAUUUCACAGUAUUAAUGUGAUAGAUUAGAUUCAAUUAUUCAUAUUAUUUACUAGGGAGUGCUCCUCGUAUUUCUGUUAACAUAUCAAGAGUGCUUUGGGUUCUAUAAAUUAAAACCAUAUCAUGUGGAUGCUAGCAUUUAAAGUACAGGAAUAUGCAAUUGACUUUGGUGUGCUAGGAAUCAGAGUUAUGUACAGUGUGUGUUGUAUAGCCUAUAAUACUGGGUUUAAGUGUGCUCACAGCCCUGCAGUGUUUUUUACCUGCACAGUACAGGUAAUGCACACUUGCCACCUCCAUCCUCCAUCCGUUGAAGCACAAAAUGAAAUUGUAUUUAUUCUUUGAUUACUGGGAAGCAGAAGUUAAAUACCGGAAAGUGGUCCUCUGUUUAUUGUUGGGUUAGGCACGUUUCAUAGAAUCUAUGCAGUAAAAUAACUCUUAGGAAACUGAAGUUUACUUGUGGAGGGAGAAGAAUCUCUUGUUUGUUAUGCAUAAGGUUGGUAGCAAGAGAGAUUGCGACAUUGUCUUCAGAAAAAGCAUUGAUGGGUUAUCGAUAAGUAGUAGAGGUGUGUGUGUGUGUGUGUGUGUGUGUGUGCGUGUGCGCGCACCCUGGGGGUUGUGCACAUCAUGUUUCUGGUAUAAAUCCAUUGCACUAAGAGACACCACAAACAAUUUAGUGAGAAAAAAAACAAGAACACUGUGUUGAUAUCAUUUUGUCCUUGUACACUAUUCUCCGUCAAGUCUGUGUUUAGUGUGCAGGUUGAUAUAUAAAAAGGUAACCUUUUUUUUUCAUUUAUUUCAUUUAGCUUUCUCCAUUUCCAGCUUGCUUCCAGCCACCCUUGCCCCACAAGAACAGUGCUUUGCACAUAGUAAGCGCUUAACAAAUACCACCAUUAUUAUUGUUAUUAUUAUUAUUUACUGUUGGCCGUUGAGAUGGUCGACGGCCGGGUUGGCAAGGAGGGUCCUGUCGGCCCUGUCUCUGGUCAAAACUCAGGCCUGGGUAGUCAGUCUUCUACUGCAUUUAAUUAAGCUUGAGGCUCUUAACCUGUUCUCAAGUUUGGGUUGACACCUGGCCUGGGUUGCUGGGCUGGUUGGGCAAAUGAUGAAAUGGUAGGGUCCCUUUCUUGCUGUUGAAAUCAAUGUUGGGGUCACUUUCAUAGCAAAAACAGGUUCAAAAGUUACUUUGCCAGUAAAUGUUGUCCUCCCUGCUAUUUUCAGCAGGGGGAAGCUACUCCGAGCUUUAACUUCAGGAGGAGAUUCAGCCUGGGAGAUGGUUUUUGGGGGAGUUUUUUGGCGGGGGGGAGUUUGUAUCACAAAACUGAAAACUGAAUUGAUUCAGCCAUUUUCCAAACUGUCUGGGGUUUCUUACUGCAAUUUGCCCCAGCCUGGCCAUCCGAGCCCCUGCCUGUGGGACCGAUGGGAAUUGGGCCUGUGAUCACCAGUGAGUGAAGAAAGCCCAAUACCUCAAAUCUGGGCAGUGAGGAGAAGUGCUUUCCAAAAUGAGGGCUGGACCCUGGGCCAUCAAGCGGCAGGCAGGCCCGUGGCAGAAUCGUCCAGAAUGCUUUGUUCUUUCAGAAUGUGAAGGACGCUCCUUUGUAGGGAGUGAAUUUCCGUGGUAGUUUCUCGGCUCCUGCAGCAGCUUAUUUGUAAAGACGUGUACUUUCCACAGCAUGAGCGGACUGAAAUGUCUUCAGGCAGGGGGAUGGUGUUCCCCUGAACCAUCGCCGUGCUCAAAAUUAAAAUGGUUCUUAAAAGUAGAAUUUCUCAGGUAAAUGAUUUAUGUUGUAUGGAGGGCUACACACAAAAGAAGUAUUCUUGAAGAACUAAGGUAGCGACAAUCCUCUGAGGCCACAUGGAACUCUAGAACAAGCUCCAGAACUGGGGGUCCAGGAUGUCCUGAGUGAGGGGCUCUCGCCGGAGCCAGUCCCACUCCACCAGCAGCUCAGCCUCCACCACGCCUCCAACGUGUCUCGGGUGCAGAUGAAAUCAGCUACCGCUGGGAGCUUGGUGGCAGUGAAGGCUGAAGGACCUCCCCAAGCGCUUAGUACAGUGCUCUGCACACAGUAAGUGCUCAAUAAAUACGAUUGAUUGAUCUUUGGCGAGUCCCAUUGCUCUUGCUCCCUGCUGCCUGCACCCUUCAGAACAGCCUGGAGGAAAGGAACAGCCUUGCCCUCACUCCCAACCAUAGAAGAAAAUGCCCUGUGGGCACCUCAUCCGCCCAAGCGCUUGGAUUUGCGGCCGCAGAAGGAGGUUUUCUCACCGCAGGAGUGAGCCCGGAGCCUGUGGUCUGGAGCUGAUCAGAUGGCCCUGCAGGUAGCUCCUCAAACUACUUAUUGAUGGUCAGAGAGCCUCAUUAUGGAUCAGUUCCAAGCUUUAGAAAAGAUAGAUAUCCAAGUUUCUACCCUUUUCUUCUAAGUGAUCUGGCUUGAUUUAGGCUAAUUGGAUAGUCUAAUGCAAAAGGUUUCAGUGACUGCAAUGUGAUAUUUUAAAAAUAGGUGGGUGAACUGGUGAAUAUUUUUCUAUCCAUUGAGCUUCAAGCUGAUGACCCUUAGUUUCAUUUUCUUGGCACAAAAGAGCGGGUUGAGUAGCAGUUGGAUAAAACUGUUAGAUUAGUAGAAAAUUGGGCAGAAAGGAGGGAUUUUAUUUUUUAAAAGCUCCCCUUCUCUCCCCUCUGCCCACCUCCCACAAUUGACAAUAACCUCCAGUCUCCCAUUAAUUUGUCUUACCCAUACAAAUAUCUAAUGGAUUUCUGUUUAAUGUCAGUUUGUUUUUAAGGAAUGCCUUUCAGCCAUGGCUGUGGUGAUCAGUGCUGUUGAAAGGCCCCUUGCUUGGUUGCAGAAGUCUCGAUAAUAGAUGUUAAGUGGCAUUUGAGGGCAGCCAUUUUAUAAUGAAAUAUAUGAGGGAUUUCUGGUAUAGGCCACAUUGGCAAUCCUUUGGCCGUCCUUGCUAAUUUACAGUCGUGAUACCUCAGUCCAUCUGUCCACCACAGGCUAAUCUCUAGGAUCAUGUUCUUCCUCCAGGUUGUGUUGAUCUCUUACAUGGGGUAAAUUCAAGUCUGUAGCUAAGGAUGCUUCAUGGGCAUUUUCAUUCUUGGGGACAAUGGCCUCAUUUUGAGUCGUUGGGUGGGGAAAAUGUCCAAGGAAAAGUUUGGAUGGAGACUGAAUCUAGAGACAAUUCCCAUGGCAUGGAGCAGCCAUAAGAGAAUUGUCUGUGAUCUCUUUUGAACUUGCUUCAUCCCUAAUCCAAGAAAGGAAUGUACGGCAAAUGGAAUUAUUAUCCAUCUUUGUUCUCAUGUUCAAAAUGCAAAUACUGUUAUUUAUAUUGACAUAAUUUCUUCCCCAAAUGACCUUCUCCUUGGUGGUCAUGCUGGAGGUUUCGACCCU
Messenger RNA from Tachyglossus aculeatus (Australian echidna), 6817 nucleotides. It is a transcript of the gene AGO2, whose product is annotated as argonaute RISC catalytic component 2. The transcript is spliced from 19 exons. NCBI's taxonomy places the organism in Eukaryota, Metazoa, Chordata, Mammalia, Monotremata, Tachyglossidae. Gene Ontology annotation, biological process: regulatory ncRNA-mediated gene silencing; regulation of DNA-templated transcription. Gene Ontology annotation, molecular function: RNA binding; endoribonuclease activity, cleaving siRNA-paired mRNA; protein binding. Gene Ontology annotation, cellular component: RISC complex. The coding region runs from base 14 to 2596 and encodes 860 amino acids. The record is from RefSeq and is a predicted model, not a curated record.